This is a messenger RNA of Dunckerocampus dactyliophorus (ringed pipefish), 4900 nucleotides long. RefSeq names its product rap1 GTPase-activating protein 2-like. Gene Ontology annotation, molecular function: GTPase activator activity. The coding region runs from base 484 to 2694 and encodes 736 amino acids. NCBI's taxonomy places the organism in Eukaryota, Metazoa, Chordata, Actinopteri, Syngnathiformes, Syngnathidae. The transcript has 23 exons. Gene Ontology annotation, biological process: activation of GTPase activity; regulation of small GTPase mediated signal transduction. Gene Ontology annotation, cellular component: cytoplasm; plasma membrane. The record is from RefSeq and is a predicted model, not a curated record.
GCAGCAGCAGUCACAUAGAGAGAGAGAGGAGAGCAUGUUAGUGAAAGAGGGAGAGGGGGGCAGAGAAGAUAAGGUAGAGAGAUGCAGUGCCACAGAGUCCUCCAGGCUGUCUGUUGCAAAACUCUUCAUGCUCGCAUCAAAAAACAUGUUGUGUUACGGGAGGAGGAUGCAGUGAUGCACUGCAGGAGCCAGGGAUGCAGAUAAUUCACCUUGGGCUAGAGUCUAGUGCCAACGGUGGCAACUUGGACAUUUCGGCAUCACUAGCAACUCAGAAGCCUUCCUCUCAGAGCAACAUUGGAUCUGAGGAACCCGUCAUCUGUCUCAGAAAAGGAGACACUGUUUCAAGAUUUAAGAAGUUGACUUUUACACCUCACACUGGACCCCCGGAAGCCGACCACCAAGCCAUCCCUGGCACCCAAGAGUCCUGGAACCAGCCUGACCUUGGACCGAUUGUCACCUGAACCCAUCCUGGAGGCACCCACCAUGUCUCAGACCGGAGGGCGGUUGCACAACAAAAAAGCCGGCAUUCGGGCUGCAGUUAUUCUGAUCGGACUCCUGCACAAGUCUCGUAAAGCCAAGGAGAAGGAGAAAGAAGAGAGUGAAGGGAAACAAGAGCUAGUGAAUAUCUCCACCGUCCCUCUUGGAGAAUGUCCACCGUCCCCACCCCGCACGGCCCCCCCCAGCAUGAAGUCUGCAGAGUUCUUCGAUAUGCUGGAGAGAAUGCAGGUCCCGAAAGUUGAAGAGAGCAAAAAGUGGAAGGAUGACUAUAUCCCCUACCCACGGAUAGAAGAUGUCCUAGAGAAAGGUGAACCGUACCCCCAAGUUAUCUUGCCGCAGUUUGGUGGCUACUGGAUUGAGGAUGCGGAGGCACCAGCUGGGACGCCGUCCUCUUCAGAGUCCAGUUUCUGUGAAGAAGACGAUGAUGGAGCAGAGGGCAUGAGCCCUGGUGAGGGACACAGCUACCGUCUGGAGUGCAACAGCACUGCCCGGGCCUACCGCAAACACUUUCUGGGCAAGGAGCAUAUGAACUACUACUGCACCGGUAGCAGCAUAGGGAACCUCAUCAUGUCCCUGAAACAUGAGGAGGUUGAGGGUCAGGAGUUCUUACGGAUCAUGCUGAGGUCAAGGACCAAAACAAUUCACGAUAGGAUCUCCUUAGCAGGCAUUAACCAGCUGCCCAGCGUACAUCAGAUUGCGAAACUUCUGUGUGAUGAUGCCACAGGACUGAAGUUCAGCCCAGUUCUUUACCCUCGAGGAUCUCAGCUGAUUGUAGCUUACGAUGAGCAUGAGGUCAACAACACCUUCAAAUUUGGAGUGAUCUACCAAAAAUUCGGACAGACGUCAGAGGAACAGUUGUUUGGGAACAAUGAAGAGACGCCAGCUUUCAAGGAGUUUCUCAGUAUACUGGGUGACAACAUUGAACUGCAGGACUUUAAAGGAUUCCGUGGAGGGCUGGAUGUGUCCCACGGACAGACAGGAACUGAAUCUGUAUACACUGCUUUCAGACAGAAAGAGAUCAUGUUCCAUGUGUCAACCAAGCUUCCUUUCACUGAUGGGGACAUCCAGCAGCUUCAGAGAAAAAGGCACAUAGGAAAUGACAUUGUGGCAGCCGUUUUCCAGGAGGAACCUACGCCUUUUGUUCCUGAUAUAAUUGCCUCCAACUUUCUGCACUCUUAUGUGCUGGUCCAGGCUGAGAACCCGUGUACAGAGAACACAGUAUACAAGGUGUCUGUCACUGCGAGGGAGGAUGUCCCUCCUUUUGGACCUCCCCUCCCGAACCCAGCUGUUUUUAAGAAGGGCCCAGAGUUCAGAGACUUCCUGCUGACAAAGCUGAUCAAUGCAGAAAAUGCUUGCUACAAAUCUGACAAGUUUGCCAAACUCGAGGGUCGAACACGAGCUGCUCUGCUAGACAACCUCCACGAUGAGCUACACAGACAAAGUCAGGCCACUCUGGGUGUCAGCCAAGCGGAGGAGGAGGAUAAGCUGGAGAAUGGAGGACACGGGGGUCUACUGGAGUCAUUCAAGAGGGCCAUGCGGGUAAGAAGUCACUCAAUGGAGACAAUGGUGGGGUCUCACCGCCUUAGGAGCCCUGGUGGUGGAGGCGGGGUCCCAGCCAGUUUAAGUGGAGGAGCAAUGCCACAGAGCACCAGUGAAUGUACAAAGAGCACCUACAAUCCUCCUGCGUUGUCAACCAAAUCUUCAUUAAAGAGCCCAGUGAAAAGGCGAUCGGGACUUUUCCCUCGUCUCCACUCCAGCAUCGAAAGUCCGUCAGACAAAUGCACUCGCAGUGACCAAAAGUCCACAGAUAUCUGCCCGUCGUCCCAAGAAGUGAGGUCAGAGACAUCAUCCAACCCCAGCUCACCUGAGACCUGCCCUAACAAAGACAGGCCUUUCCUGAAACUGAAGGACGGUGGGAGCGGCAGACCAAACAUCUCUCGAUCUUCAUCGAGCACCAGCAGCUUCAGCAGCAUUACCGGAGAUACGGACGCUUUGGAAGAGCUAGAGACGGUCAGCCAUCCCUCCAUAGCUUCCUCCUCUGUCUUCAGUCCUUCGAUUAGCAUUGACACCCCGGUGUCAGGGACCCCCAUCAUCAUGUGUCGCAGUCCCACAGAUGGGAAAAAUAAGACAUCACCGAGGUCCAACUUGAAGUUCAAAUUUGACAAAAUGAGUCAUUCAUCCACCAAUUCAGAGUAGCCUCAUCACAAGACGGCUGCAAGAAGCCUGCUUGAGCUGGGUGGAGCUGCGCAUAACACAAUAUCUAAACAAAGUCAUCAUUGAACCACUUUGCUACGUCAUGGACAAGAAAACAUUAACGAACCGGGACCUGGUUGUAAUACUGUGACCCCUGGGGCAAGCUAGGCAAGACUUUCCCUUCGGUAUAUUCUUUAUUAACUUAACACUGCACCCGAGUUGAAUAGUACCAAGAGAAAAAGGCUUUUUAAAGAUACGUUCGGCGUGAGGAGCUUCCGUUCCCCAUGUCUGGAAGCAGUACAGAACAGCGCACCUGGUAACUGAUCCUACAAAAACCUAACGUUCAGUAGUGAGCAAUUGGAAGGCCAAAGUGGAUUAGUACACGAGAUAUGAGUUGUGUGUAGAAAAUUGUUCUUUUGGCAACAUUUUUGUAUUUCAAACCUUUUUUGUUACCUUGCUAGCUGCUGCACUAUGAAUGCUGCUGGAAUUCAGUCAACAUGUGUCAAAGCAUUUCUGUAUUUGACAGGCACGGGAAAAUGGGUCGCAGUCGGUGAUACUGCCUGGACAUUUCACCAAUGUCUAAUUUUAGCCAAAGCUGCAUAUUUCUCUAUUUCUGUGUGAUAGGAUACAAAAAAUCGUCUGGAAUGGUUCAACACCCACAUUUCACCUCAGUGUGUUAAACAAAUACAUUUUAUCCUCCUCCUCACACCACCCGUUGAGGCUUUUUAGCUGCGUCUGCGUGUAAUUAAGCUUUUUUUUUUUGUUAUUGUUUUCUCUAACGACUGGAUGACUUGAAAAGGCUGAAUGAAUCUUUAAACCAGUUUUGGCAAAAACACACUGAAUGUGAUGUUGAAGUUAGUUAUUUUUGUUGUUGCUGUUGUGUUGAAGUCUGUAGAUGUACAACGCAAAGCCAGUCGCUUACGUGCACAACACGACAAGAGUAGUUUAAAGUACUGCUCGAUGACGCUUCGCCUUGAAAACAGGAAGCAAGGAAACAGUGGGAAGUAUAUCCUCUUUUAUCUCCGAUGUGACCAAAUGCUUUCUUUGGAAGCUUAUUUAUUUUCUAUUUUCCUCCCAGUAAUGGUCAUUUUUGAUGUACAGUAACUGGGAGGGGGGACAACAGAACUUGACUGAUUACCUUCAGAGAGGAAAGCAGGGAUGGAAAUAAUGAAGAGACAAGCUACACAUUGCAUUCUCAUUUAGUUUGCAACAGCCUCAAUGCAGCCUUGCAGCUACUGUAUGUACAGCCUUGCAGCAGUUCACGUUUAAUAUUAUAAAUAACUGAAAGGUACAGAAGGAAAUUAUAUGGAGCUCUCGAGUGGACAUCGUUUUGAUGGGUAAAAAAAAAAAAAAGACACAUUUUUGCGAGAUCACACAACUUUUGCGAGAUCUCGCAAAAGUAUUGCGACUUAUUACAACCCCAAAUUUGGUCAUGGACGUCUGCCAUACAUGACAAAAAGGAAGCCAUGCUCUAAAGAACCGCAUUGUGGGGAGUUGAGUGUUGUAGUUCUGUGCAUCAGCACAGGUGGCGGUGUCUCUCUCUUGUGUCUGCAACACCCAUUGUCUUCUGCAUCCUGAUUGGCUGUAGACCAUUUGUCGUCUCCAGUUGUGACCAUGGCUACCAAACUAGCUAAUCGCUUGCUAACCGCCAACAUUGUAAACAAUAGAAGAAACAAAAGAGGCAUUCUGACAUGACAAUGUCUACUUGCAGGGCAAGCAGUGCACACAAGUGAAGGAAUCCGAUAUAUGACUAAUUAAUGUAUUUCCUUUCGAGUACCAGUACUCAAAGAGAUUUGUUUCGAGCUACAUUAGCUAUAGGACCAUAUGUGAGCAUUUUAUUUUCAAAAGACGAGCCAACCAACCAUCACGGAUCAUUGAAAUCUUGUUUCAGUAGGUACAAUAUCAUUUUAUACCUCAACAAUUGUGCAGUUAGGGAUGCGCAAAUGCUGAAGAUGGACAUUAAAUGAUGCAUUUCCAACCAAUUUUCGCUAUGUGGAGGCUAUUACCGAAAUACAUUUUUCGAGAUCUCACAAAAGUAUUGAGUUGUCUCGCAAAAAUUCUUUUUGUUUUUUUUUUUUUACCCAUCACAAUUACGUAACAUUAUAGGAGGAAACGUAUGAAUUUCAAAGCUGUCUAAAUAUGUAAAUGUAUAUUUGGUUAUGUAAUGUGCUGCUGGAAAUUUAUUCAAGAAAUAAAAUGUUGUAUUUUG